Molecule: messenger RNA, 1281 nt
Organism: Micromonas commoda
Lineage: Eukaryota; Viridiplantae; Chlorophyta; Mamiellophyceae; Mamiellales; Mamiellaceae
Exons: 2
Coding region: 1-1281 (426 amino acids)
Source: RefSeq, a predicted model, not a curated record
AUGGGCGCGGCACACAUAGAGCACAGCUUCUUCCCGUGGGAGGAGACCAACCUGCACAGGCUGCACUGGGAAGGCGACAAGAUGUUCGUCAUGGCCGAGGUGGCGACCCUGCUCUUUGAGGAGAGCCCGGUGAUGUUCGCCAAGUUCCUCCGCGCCAACCAGUACCCGCGAAAGCACACGGUGGAGCGCUCCGUCGUCGACAAGUGCGCCGCGCUCGGCAUCUCCGGCGAGACGUCGUCGGGGGGUUCCGUCGGCGUCACGCUGCUCCCCGCCACGACGGUCGAGGCGUGCCUCUUCGACCGCAGGCGCAACGAUCUCGUCAAGCCGUUCAAGCUCUCCCUGCUCAACCUCGCGUCCCAGGAAGCCGAGCGACACAUCGCGGCGGGUCACUUCGAACUCGCGCUGCCCGUCGCCCUCGACGUGGUCCGUCGCGGCCAGGACAUUUACCCGCCCAAGCCCAAGGCGCCACCCGCGGUGGAACUCUUCCCCGCGUACCUCCUCGCCGCCGAGGCCAACGCUGGGGUCGGCCGCGCGAACGCGGCGGAGGAUUUCCUGGGCCUCGCGCGGUGGCUCGCCCUCGGAAACCCCGAGUUGGUCGGCGACGAGGCUCUGGCGAGGAUGCACGAGCUCUUCGGCGAUCUGCGAUCGUCGCAGCGCAGGAUGGACGAAGCCGCCGCCGCCUUUGCCGAGGAGACGUACCACCGCGCCAGCGCGCACGGCCCGGAGGACGUGCGCACCACCUUCGGGUACCUGCGUCUCGCGCGUUGCUUCGAAAACACGGGCGAUCACGGCAAGUGCGUCGCGUUUUGCCGAACCGUCUGUGACGUGUGGUUGGAGGCGACGGUGGCAUCCAACCUGGGCGCUGCGCUGGGCGAGGGAGUCAAACGGACGCUGGCCACCACGCCCCUGAACGCGCCGCUGCCGCUGCGGAAGAAGCAGACGCUAGAGGGCGUGGACGAGCUGAUGUGGGCGCGGAACGUGCUGAUGAGAGGGGACUCGCGAGGAGACGGAUCCGUGGGUGACGCCGUUUGCGCGGCGGAUGCGUCGCUCGCGGCGGGGUGCGCGCUGCUGGGUCUCGUCGCGACUGGGGGUUCGGACGCGGCGGCGACGCUGGCGAGGGCGACGACGCUGGUGGAGGAGGCGCUCGGCGAGUACCCGGCGGCGGAGACCGAGCGGGUGGGCCUGGCGGAGCGGGCGCUGGCGGCGGCCGCCGCGGCGAUGGACGGUGUCGUGGACGGCGAUGGACGGUCGCGAAGGACGUCAAUUUCUAACGUAAGGUGA